ACUUACAAGCAAAACAUUUAAAUCACUUGGAUCAACUCAUAAAAUAGCAUAACCAAAAGUGAGAGGGAAAAGGGGACCUUCUCUAUGACAACCCAAAUCACAGCACCAACACCAUCAUGAAAGUGGCAGCUCAGCUUCCCCUGCCUCUGAGGCAUCUCAUCACCAAGAAACUCACUCAAAUCUCAUCUCCAUCUCUUAUCCCAACGCAGUCCCGAUUCUCCUCCACCAAAGCCCCUCGCCAACCACCCGCCCCCUCCCAGCGAAAACCCAUCCUCCGAGACACCAUCAGGCGCUACAUCCCCGAAGAGGCCAAAAAGUUCGUCAAGCCCGACGGCAAGCUCCUGACGACCCCCGAAACUAUGGCCUUCUUCCUCGAGCACAAUCUCGAGCCUGACAACGGCGCCGCCCGCAGACUCACCACGGGUCCUGGCCUGCAGAACGUGUCCAAGGCCUAUCACGCAACCAUCGCUUUCAGUCCGCGGCACAUUAUCCAUCCGCACGACCUGCGCUUCUUUGAUCCUCGGGGCCAUCCGCUUGCUGCUCCGAGACGAGCAAAGUAUCUCCGGAAAUCUCAGCAGGAGCCCCUUUGGAUCAUGAUCACAGGUGCUGGAGCUGCCUCGGUGGUGCGUACCCUGACGCAGAGACGGCUGAAGAGCGCAAUUUACCGGAGUCUGGAGGACCUCGGCUUUCAGAACGGCGUGGGAGGCGGGAAAGAGAUUAGGGGUACUCUAUGGAUCACGAUUCACAACCCAGUCGCGGCGUCGAAGCUGGCCCCUGAGCCGUUUGGGGAGGCUGUUGCUCGGGCACUGAAGAGCAGAUGUAGCCAGCCCUUGAGAUGACGGAGAUGAGGCCUCUUCUUUCUCUCCCUCUUUAUCUGCGGUUGGUCUCCAGAUCUCAAAGGCUAAUGCUGUAUAUUUUGAGUAUACGGCCUGGUAGAUCCCAGUCUCGACCGUAUCAGAUCAAGGAUAUUUACAGGCUUGUCAUAUAUGUUUGACCAGCCAUCUGCCCGACCCGUCGAACUUGGAAUCCGAAUCCUCCUUAACAUGUCGUCUAAACACAUGCUUAUGGAAUUAAUCAGCUCAUCUCUGUGCUCCAAUUUGAAGCUGGAAAAGCCCAUGCUAGAUCUACGACGUACCCAGCACUUGUACAAUACCUUACUCAUCUUUAAACUUCUCAGGACUACCACCAACUACCAUCAGGUACUUCGUCCAUCAUUUCGUAUCAUCAAUAGCGAUUCACAUUCGCCUUCAUAGCAUUUUCAGACGUUAGU
Trichoderma harzianum CBS 226.95 is the source of this 1270-nucleotide messenger RNA. RefSeq lists its product as hypothetical. The transcript has a single exon. NCBI's taxonomy places the organism in Eukaryota, Fungi, Ascomycota, Sordariomycetes, Hypocreales, Hypocreaceae. The record is from RefSeq and is a predicted model, not a curated record. Bases 117 to 839 code for a protein of 240 amino acids.